Molecule: messenger RNA, 1780 nt
Organism: Brassica napus (rape)
Lineage: Eukaryota; Viridiplantae; Streptophyta; Magnoliopsida; Brassicales; Brassicaceae
Product: arogenate dehydratase/prephenate dehydratase 6, chloroplastic
Exons: 1
Coding region: 321-1490 (389 amino acids)
Biological process (GO): L-phenylalanine biosynthetic process
Cellular component (GO): chloroplast; cytoplasm
Molecular function (GO): arogenate dehydratase activity; prephenate dehydratase activity
Source: RefSeq, a predicted model, not a curated record
UCAGGCUCUUGGUUUAUAAGCUUGGCCCAAACUAGAUUUGUGAAUGUAUUAGAGAGAGCUUCAAUCAGUUAGAUAUAGAGAGAAUUGGUUAUUGAGUUAGUUCUGUUGAUUGAAGUUGGACAGAAACAUAUGCCUUAUAAACUCAAUAAAAUAACAAAACCUAAUGCCAAAAGUCAAGUGUGGAGUUGGUGGAGGUGGUAGCAUUAGGUAGAGAAUUGACCAAACAAGCGAACUACUCAAGCGACAUUGUAUCUUGCUUUCUCAACUUUGCUAUUUCCUUGUCUUGAAGUUUCAAAAUUUUCAGACACCAUUGCCAAAACAUGAAAGCUGCAGCGCAGUUGGUACGAUCCUAUACAUCUGUUCCAAAUGCGCAGGGAACUGACUCCUGCGGAACUAGUCGCUCAUGUGCUAUUGUUACAAGCAAGGUUGUGUCUCAAGAGCAGUCCGAAACCUUACCAAUGCCUCCAGUUUCUGUCGGAGUUGAUCAUGUGAACGGUCAUAACAGCACUGCACGUGUCCCACAUCAUCAGAAGCCUCUUACCGUCAAUGAUCUCUCCCCGACUCCCAUGCACGGAUCUAACCUACGCGUCGCGUAUCAAGGCGUUCCCGGAGCUUACUCCGAGGCAGCCGCAGGUAAGGCUUACCAUAACUGCGAAGCUAUCCCUUGCGACCAGUUUGAAGUUGCGUUUCAAGCGGUAGAGCUCUGGACCGCUGACCGCGCUGUUCUACCGGUUGAGAACUCUCUCGGCGGUUCUAUCCACCGUAACUACGAUCUUCUCCUCCGCCACCGUCUUCACAUCGUCGGAGAAGUCCAUCUCCCUGUUCACCACUGUCUCUUAGCUCUUCCCGGCGUAAGCAAGGAGCUCCUCACGCGCGUGAUCUCACACCCUCAAGGUCUCGCUCAGUGCGAGCGCACACUCACAAAGCUCGGUCUCAACGUCUCUCGCGAGGCCGUCGACGACACCGCGGGAGCCGCUGAGCUCAUCGCCGCCAAUAAUCUCCACGACACGGCGGCGAUAGCGAGCGCACGCGCCGCCGAGAUUUACGGGCUGGAGAUUUUGGAAGACGGGAUACAAGACGACGCGAGUAACGUGACGCGCUUUGUUAUGCUGGCGCGUGAGCCAAUCGUACCGAGAACUGAUCGGCCGUUUAAAACGAGCAUCGUCUUCGCGCAUGAGAAAGGCACUAGCGUGCUGUUCAAGGUACUUUCUGCUCUCGCGUUUAGGGACAUCAGCUUGACGAAGAUUGAAUCUAGGCCGAAUCACAACCGUCCCAUCAGGCUUGUUGAUGAUGUGAACGUAGGGACGGCGAAGCAUUUCGAGUAUAUGUUUUACGUUGACUUCGAGGCUUCGAUGGCGGAGACGCGCGCUCAGAACGCGCUCUCGGAGGUUCAGGAGUUCACGUCGUUCUUGCGGGUGUUGGGGAGUUAUCCUAUGGAUAUGACUCCUUGGUCACCAUCAUCCUCAACAUCACACACGGCUUCAUCGUAAAGAAACUAUACAAAUGGAAAUGUAAACAUGUUUUUUUUUUUUUUUUAAUAAUCCAGGUAUCCGGACCUCUCACUUAGUCCGACUAUCCCUCCGCGUCCAACCGAAACUGGCGAGGAAGGUCCUGGAGCCCGAACGGAAAGCGCGUGAAGUUGACAUUAUAUGAUGUUUUAUAUACGUGUCAACGCUCUUAUGGUUUCAACAUGUUUAAUUUAUAUUCCCCAGGUUGAAUUCAUCUGAGAACAAUAUGUUAAAAAAUAUCCAAGUUAAUGUCAAAAUUAAAUUAGAAAAUA